Molecule: messenger RNA, 1582 nt
Organism: Glycine soja
Lineage: Eukaryota; Viridiplantae; Streptophyta; Magnoliopsida; Fabales; Fabaceae
Product: alpha/beta hydrolase domain-containing protein 17B-like
Exons: 5
Coding region: 133-1248 (371 amino acids)
Source: RefSeq, a predicted model, not a curated record
AACCGAGAAGUUACGUGCAUCUCAAAAAGUGGCAGUGGCAGUGGUAGUGUGAGAAUUAAGAAGAAGAAGAAGAAGAAAGGAAUGUGAAGUGUGUUUGUUGGACUUGGUUGGUGUUAAGAGAUAGAGAGGGAGAUGGGUGGCGUAACUUCUUCUAUGGCGGCGAAGAUGGCGUUUUUUCCGCCUAACCCGGCGUCGUACAAGGUGGUGGAGGAGGCGGCGACGGGGGCGUUGGUGUUGGAGGCAUUUCCUCGGCGCGAGAACGUGCGGGUUGUGAAAUUCGGGACUAGGCGUGGAACUGAGAUAGUGGGGGUGUAUAUUGCGCACCCCAUGGCCAAAUCCACCAUCCUUUACUCGCAUGGGAAUGCGGCUGAUAUCGGACUCAUGUUUGAGCUCUUUGUGGAUCUCAGCACCCACUUGCGUGUUAAUCUUUUCGGAUAUGAUUACUCUGGUUAUGGGCAGUCAUCAGGGAAGCCAAGUGAGAAUAAUACUUAUGCGGACAUUGAAGCUGCAUAUAAGUAUCUUGAAGAGAACUAUGGUACUAAGCAAGAAGACAUAAUCCUUUAUGGUCAAUCAGUUGGAAGUGGUCCUACUUUGGAUCUUGCCACUCGUUUACCCCGACUAAGGGCUGUUGUUCUCCACAGUCCUAUACUAUCAGGAUUGAGAGUCAUGUACCCUGUGAAACGGACAUACUGGUUUGACAUUUACAAGAACAUUGACAAAAUUCCAUUGGUGAAGUGUCCAGUGCUGAUAAUUCAUGGAACCGAUGAUGAGGUUGUCGAUUGCUCUCAUGGCAAGCAAUUGUGGGAACUUUGUAAAGAGAAAUAUGAACCUUUAUGGCUCAAAGGAGGGAACCACUGUAAUCUGGAACUCUAUCCAGAAUACCUACGACAUCUCAGAAAAUUCAUAUCAAUAAUAGAAAACUCACCAUCGCAGGGGCAAACUUUGUGGAAAAGCAUAGGUGGAGUUGAAGAAGCCAGAAGAAGUGUUGAUUGUUUUGAAGCUCCGAGGAUGAGUGCUGAUCUAAGGGACAAACCAAGGAAAAGCACUGAUAAACAAGAACAACUGAAAUUUCAAGGGCAUAAGUUGAGUAAUGUUGAAACAGUUGAGAAAUCAAGGAUCUCUUUUGAUCAUGUGGCAAGAUCUCAAAGAAACAAAGAGAACCAUGAUAAAUCUCGAAAAAGCGUUGAUGUUCAUUUUGGGAGGGCGAGGAAGAGCUUUGACUGGCUGGAUAAAAUUCGAGCUCGCUGAAGCUCUUGAAGAAGCAUCUGGAUAAUUGGUAAUGGGAUUGGUAUAGGGAGAGAGAUAGAACACAUACAUAGUUACUCACAUUGGGGGUUGGGGGGUAUGUUUAACUAAUGUGUUACAGUAUGCUAAUGUUGUUGGCGUGGUUUCUUGCAUUGUUCUUGUAGAUUUGGAUAUGUUGGGAUUUCAAGAGAUUCUAACCUUGUUUUAGUGUUAGUCUUAGAAAUGAAGCUAAUGGUUAAAGGCUGAAGGGGGCGAUUUAUUAUGACUUGUAAAAAUUCACAUGAUAAAAUCUUCCUUGUUCUUAUCCCAACUAAUUUAAAAUUAGCUUAUCUUCAUA